Molecule: messenger RNA, 957 nt
Organism: Prunus armeniaca (apricot)
Lineage: Eukaryota; Viridiplantae; Streptophyta; Magnoliopsida; Rosales; Rosaceae
Source: the annotation of a GenBank genome assembly
AUGUUGGAAUUUGUGGCAGAGGAUAAAACGACUACCCGGUCCGGCCCAUAUGGAUGCUUUGGAAGUUGGUUCCGCUUCCCAACUCUAUGUAUGUUAAGACUUUGCCAACGACUAGCUUUCCCAAAUCCUAUUGCUCCUCCACCACGUUCCUUUGUGCAUUCUUCUUCAUCUUCCUCCAAAAACUAUCCAUUUUUGCGCACAAGCCCAGAAAUUUCAAGACUCCGUUUUGCAAUGGCAAAUCCAUCUCAAGCUGUCUCGAGCAGAGGACCAAUCACUCAUGUCAUCUUCGAUAUGGACGGCCUCUUACUCGACACAGAGAAGUUCUAUACUGAAGUCCAGGAAAUUAUACUGGCUAGGUAUAAUAAAACUUUUGAUUGGUCUCUGAAAGCCAAAAUGAUGGGGAAGAAAGCAAUAGAAGCUGCUCGGGUCUUUGUUGAAGAGACUGGAAUUAGUGACACCCUUACUGCUGAGGACUUUCUAGUUGAAAGAGAGGCACAGCUGCAGAGUAUGUUUCCGACAAGCGAGCUUAUGCCAGGGGCUAGCCGCUUGAUCAGGCAUCUUCAUGAGAAAGGAAUACCGUUUGCCUUAGCAACAGGUUCUCAUAAGCGGCACUUUGAAUUGAAAACACAACGCCAUGGUGAACUUUUUUCAUUGAUGCAUCAUGUUGUCCUUGGCGAUGAUCCAGAAGUUAAACAAGGGAAGCCCUCGCCGGAUAUAUUCCUUGCAGCAGCCAAAAGAUUUGAGGGUGCCCCAAUUGAUCCAAAGAAAAUUCUGGUGUUUGAAGAUGCACCCGCUGGAGUUCUUGCAGCUAAAAAUGCUGGGAUGUCGGUUGUCAUGGUUCCAGAUCCAAGGCUGGACAGCUCUUUUUAUGAUAUUGCAGACCAAGUUCUGAAAUCCCUGUUGGAUUUAAACCCAAAUGAUUGGGGUCUUCCUCCAUUUGAAAAUCCAGCGAGCUAA